AUGCACCGCUCCGAACCGAACCGACGGCAUCAUAAACAUCAGACCCAAAGGCGUUACAUUAGAACUUUUCUACGCCAUGACUGGAAGUCGACACUCGCAUUCAUUGCAGGACUAGUCGGCGUCGCAGCAGUGAUUGCAUUCACAACCUGGUUGAGCAAGCAGAUCCUCCGCUGCCCAGAAUGGGCAAUCGAAUGCCACGUGGCAGUCAAGGUCGAAGAAUUCGGGAAGAACAUUGCAGUCGUUCAGGGUAUGGUGACAGUCAUUUAUAGCGUCGGAUUGGCAGCACUCGCAUUCGCUGCCCAUGGAAUGUCUGAGGUGGCGCUUUGGCCCCUGUUGAAUACACGGUCCCUCACAAUCGACCAAGUGGAUGACUAUCUCGAAGCUAGUCGAGGCUCCAUACCGUCUUCAUUUUGGGCUCUCACGGCUGCACGCGGCUUGCACUCUGUUUUUGUCGUCUUUUGCACCAUCGGAAUAACUUUGUUACCCCUUGUGGCUGCCCCGCUCACUGGUUUUGUAUAUGACCAGCAUAACAUCACCACGGCAUUCAAAAGCCAUGCCUGGCCAGGGGGAGGUAUUGGGCCACCUUUCAGUCAAAACAAUCCACCGACGUCUCUUAAUGCAGGGGCGACGGCCUUUUAUAGCUCGUGGUCGACAGGUAUCUCUGAGGAGCCAAUGCAGGAAUAUCAGGAUUGGUUCAUUGAUCGUUUGGCUUUUGAGAAGCGAGGCAACAUGACUGUUCGGGCUGUCAAAUUGAAGCAAUCUAUAUCAUGUGGUGCUUCAAAACCGGAAAAAUUCAUAUGGGAGAACAAGACUCUUGGUUGUAAAACCAACAUGAAAAAGAGUCCGGGCAAUCUCAAUGAGGCGGGAAGAGACUUGAACGACGAGGAAGUUUUGAUAAGGCCAGGGCAAAGGCUUACAGUGUGGGCUCACGAAUACGAUUUCGAUCCGCCGACUAAAACAUCGGCCACACUAUUCUUUGCAGCGAUGGAUGGGUCUAUUGAAGGCGGGGAGGUCAUCAUGAAUCCCAACGACGAAAAGAAGAUUGCCAAUAUCUCCACAAUAUCUUGCAGUAUCAGCGUCGAAAUCGUGGAAGACACUCUUGCAGUCGGGUCAGUUCCGCAAGGUCUACCAAUCCCACAGAUCAACUUCCUUGGUCGUCUUCGCAACCCUGGUGGAGCCAACAACAAGCACAACAAUGAAGAGCUUGUAGGAAGCCAGAAUCUCACCUCUCUUGCUCUCUGGUUUGUCAUGGCCCCUAUAGUCAUCGGACAAAGCAGCCGAGGUGCGCAACCCCUCUAUGGAUAUAAUGAACCCAAGCUUCCCUUGAUAGUAACGGCGGGCAUGAAAGAUGCAAAUAACACCAAAUGGACCAUCGAUUACAUCGAGAAGUUCAUUCGCGGGGCUAUAGGCGCCCUUGCUCAGGCCGCGAGCGGUGGUUGGGAUGAGGGCGAUCCUGUAGUCAUGACCUCGAUUGCCUUUACCCGGAAACUAGAUCCUCAAAGGGUAGCUCUGCUUGCUAUCCCGCCGAUUCUCAUCGUCAUGCUUGGGCUGCUGUUGAUGAUCUGGAAUCAAAAGCGUUAUGUGAAGCUUCGGCUUCCUAACAUGCGCAAAGCGUCGCUCAGUGAGAUCCUCAAGAGCGCACUUACGGAUGACAUGACUAAGCAAUCGCUGGAAAAGGUGUCCGUGAGAAACGACAUGAUUCAAGUAGAAAAAGGACGUAGGAUGGCUAUGACAUCUACUUCUUUGAAGCAGUGA
Messenger RNA from Pyrenophora tritici-repentis Pt-1C-BFP, 1755 nucleotides. RefSeq lists its product as uncharacterized. Lineage: Eukaryota; Fungi; Ascomycota; Dothideomycetes; Pleosporales; Pleosporaceae. The record is from RefSeq and is a predicted model, not a curated record.